Messenger RNA from Clupea harengus (Atlantic herring), 1345 nucleotides. RefSeq lists its product as uncharacterized. The coding region runs from base 36 to 476 and encodes 146 amino acids. The record is from RefSeq and is a predicted model, not a curated record. The transcript has 3 exons. Lineage: Eukaryota; Metazoa; Chordata; Actinopteri; Clupeiformes; Clupeidae. Gene Ontology annotation, cellular component: nucleus.
AACCCCAUAGAACCCGUCACCUCUGGCCUAGUGUGAUGCAUGUUCUAACAGUCUUGUGUUCCUCUAUCUCAGCAUUUGUCCGCCAGGACGCCCUGCCUCUGGGUUCUUUCUCCAAGUAUACCUGGCACAUCACCAACCUCAUGCACGUCAAACAGAUCUUUGAUACACCAGAGCUGCCCUUGAAGCUGACGCAGAGUUUCGUGAGGAACAGUGACAGCUCCUACUCACCCUUCACCUGCCCGGAGGUCCCUGCCGAACCCCUGGCAGAGGCAUUCGGCCGGACAGACCGGCCCCAGGCCAUCCGACCCCACGAGCUGCACACCUUUCUUAAAGUGGGCAUCUGUUCUCCAGGGCAGAAGGAGCCGACGCCGUUCGUGAUUGAGUGGAUUCCCGACAUCCUGCCCCACUCCAGGGUGGGCGAGCUGCGGCUUCGCUUUGAGUACGGACACCAGCCCACUAGCCCGACGGAGCACUGAGACUGCACUGAUACAUUACAGAGUACUGGUCUGACACUAGCAGAGACUCAUAAACCUCAAUCUCAGCCCACAGGGCUCAAAUUCUUCAAGCGAUUGUCUCGACUAUGCAGGUAUUUUUUGGAGCUGCAGUGGUUAAGUAUACCCACAAGGGGGUGAUGUUUCUCAGAACCUAUCCUGGUAUAGGUAGAGCAAAUGAUUUAUUCCAAGUUAGGAAAUCAGUGGCAUAAACUGGAAACAUCUAUACAUGGGUGGAUGUAUGGUUAUGGCACCUUAAUUUAAACUAAGCACAUUGCUGCUGCCUUCAGCCUGUUUUAGCUGUCAGUAUUAAAUCACUCCAUCUGCUCUGCCUAGUUUUAAUUGAGUGCAGAAAGUCUUUCUGCAGGGAUGUGGACAUGCAGGUUCAUGUAACACUUUCAUGGUUCCUUUCUCAGUUUUUAUAGAGCUGCAGUGCUAUAGUUUUGCUGUUAUAACAUUCUGCCUUUUUGUGUCUAUGGAAAUUUUGCUUCAAUAUAAAACAUACAUUUGCAUUAGUAAAUCCUUGAACCUGAAAUUGAUGCUAAAUGGUUGAUUGUGUGAACUCUUAAAAAGACUGUUAUUUUCAUUGUAGUUCUACUUGUAAAGAAGACACACUUUCCAGUCAAUUGUCUAACAGCUGAGAAAGUUUCAAAUAUGACAGGCUCUGCAUUGCCUGUAGUUUCCAUUCUGCACACCAGAGGGCAACCUCAGUUAACAUUUUGAGUGCCUCAAAUCCAAAAUGUGAAGACUUUGUUCAGUGAAUGUUGUAACACAUCAUGUGAUCCAUUUGAACUACUAAUGUGUGAGGAGUAAUGAUUCAUAAUCAUUUAAAAUAAAUUAUUGUACAUUUUAAA